AUGGGACUUGGUGAACUAAAAAUAACCUUUGGUGACAAAAAGGGCAAUCAUCAGUUUCUCAGACGAGUGCUCGAAGAGAAGUUUCCAUUGUUGAAAGAAGCUGGUGAUUAUUCAAUUUUCAGGACAGAAACUGGAAGUCAGAGUUUACAGGUCAUCACUCCUGGAAAAAAUGGCUAUUCCAUACCAUACUUACGAGAUGAAUCCGCAAUUAAGGCAGGCAGUGCACCCUCUCCAGAAAUCAAUUUUCACUUAUACACCACAAAUCGAG
Messenger RNA from Paramuricea clavata, 268 nucleotides. Lineage: Eukaryota; Metazoa; Cnidaria; Anthozoa; Malacalcyonacea; Plexauridae. The record is from the annotation of a GenBank genome assembly.